AUGCGGUUCAAGGCGAUUCUCACGACGGACGGAGUGUCGCUCCUCGAGCAACGCCACCUAAUGGCCUUAGAGCAAGCAGGCAAGGCACGCCCUUGCUUCCUGCCGGCCUUUGAGCGCAUAGGGCGGGUGUGCCACGUGUACCUCACACCGUCUGACGUCUUCCUCCUGCACAACGUGCUCUCUGCUGAUGGCGUGCAGGCCAUCGCGCAGUUCCCCACUGCCGAGCUAUUCUCAGAGCAUCUCAUCAGCAGCGCCAGCGCCGACCGCAUUGCCUUCUCGCUCGACCUCUCGCUGCUCGCCCGCGCCCUGCGCUCCUCCCUCGCCACCGCUGCCACGCGCCACCAGCUGAAGCUCGUCAAGAAGAGCACUAACCCCACUGCGCCCGCGCUGCCCUUCCUGUCUCUUGAAGCCAAGGGCGAGCGCUCCAGCAUAGUGCAGGACAUCCCCAUCUCGACGCCGCUGCCGCGCUCGCAGCUGAUUGAGCUGCAGGCUGGGAUCGACCUCGUGCACUCGCUGCCUGAGACCCUGGUGUGGCUGCCAGACCUGCCGUGGCUGCGGAAGCUGGUGGAGCGCCUGCAGAGGAUAGGCGGCGUGAUCCUCCCGUUACUGCUCUCCCAUUCCUCUCCUUCCUCCUCUUCCAGCCCCCCCACCCCUUCAGACCCUGAUGCAGCGCAGCUGCCGGAUCUGCCCUCGCUGCGCCACCUGGUGGGGCGCGUGCAGAGUGUGGGUGUCGUGGCUUCAGGCGGGUCACAACAAUACACUAGUGCCCUGCCCUCAAAUCGCGACGUCCUCCCUGUUCUCUUCUCACUCACCUUGCCCCCUCCCCCACCAUGCCAUCAACCUUGGCAGACCUGGGUGCAACUGCCUGUCCCCCUGCGCCACCUGGUGGAGCGCCUGCAGAGUGUGGGCGAUGUGGCGAAGGAAACCGGCCCUUUCCCUUGCCCUCCCCACCCUCUUUUCUUCCAGACCCUGGUGCAAUUACCAGAUCUGCCGUUCCUGCGCCACCUGGUGGAGCGACUUCAGAAUCUUCCCUCGCUACGCCACCUCGUGGAGCGCCUGCAGAGUGUGGGCGACGUGGCUGACGUGGCAACGAUGAGGAGCGGUGCGCUUGCCAUGCGCACCCACACGCCCUCCAUCACUGUUGCCGCCCAGUUCAAGAACCUCAAAGUCUUGGGGGCUAAUUCAGCUUCUCGUCCCUCUCGUAUAUCCUCUGCAGUCCACACCGCGCCCUCAGUGAGUGUAAAUCACCCCCUUGUGCGGUGCCAUCUCAUCCCUCUGCCUUCCGUGCCAUAUCCCCCUCACCCCCAUCUCACCCUACUACCAUCCCUCUCACACAUCUAUCCCCCCGAGCAGUCAGUGAGUGUGAAGCAUCUCGCCCGCAGUCUGCAGUGCUACCUCACCCGCCCCGAUGCCUCCUACUGCGGGUGGUGGUCGGUGCCGCAUCUCACACUCACUCGCAUUCGUUCGAGGAACAACCUGCCUCGCCCAACAGCCCGGAGCACCGCCGACCCUCCUUAA
This is a messenger RNA of Closterium sp. NIES-65, 1518 nucleotides long. Lineage: Eukaryota; Viridiplantae; Streptophyta; Zygnematophyceae; Desmidiales; Closteriaceae. The record is from the annotation of a GenBank genome assembly.